AAGGGACGGAACGCACUACCUAAUUAAAACGAGCGCGAGCGAGUACGGUAGAGCAAAGCGAGGCAAAGGGUGCACGGUAAAGAAGUGCCUGGCGAGAACGAAAGAUUCGCACGCAGCGGCCUAAGCGAAGGGCGCAAACCCCCUUUGCAAGAAAACAAAAAAAAAAGAGAGAAACAACCGAAAACCAGUUUCACUUCAGCAGCUGUUGCCAGUUGGCCGUUUGCAUUAGGAGCGCGCUGUGUGCGAGUUAGUGACUCCCAGUGUGUCUGUGUGUUUGUGUGUGUUCGGUCGAAGGAAGCACAUCGCCGCUAGGUAAGAAGACACACAAAAGGAGAACCGCACGCGGUGCGGCUCGUCGUUUCUGUUUUUGUUUACAUACCGGCGGCCAUACACUUUUCUCCCUGCAAGUGUGUUUGUGCGUCUGUGCAUGUGUCAAACGUAUGCAAAUGUAGGCUUUCUGCAGAAACACACGCGCGCCAUAUUCCCGGUGCGGUGCCCAUUGUUUAGCGUAACAGUUCCUCCGACCGGGCAGCGAGCGGCUAGUUGCGGAAGGGAAACUCUCGGCCCAUGUUUCCGGCAUUUUCAACCUCUGUUGACCUGCGGUAGUGAGUGUGUGUGUAUCUGUUUAUGUUUUGUGUUGAGAAAAUUGUGCGUGUGUGUCCCUUUUUCUGGAUAUCCGACAUUAAACCAUCAUCAUACACGAUCUGCAAUCAAACCAAACUUUCAUGAUAACACCACACACAGACACUCGUCGUGGUCUACGUCCCAACAAUUUCGGACACAAAUUCUCUGUGCGCUUGUAUUUGAAAAACAAACACGUGCUGCCGAUUGAUUAGAAGCAUUAAGACUGCACCGUACGUAACAGUGCUCCCAAGCAUUGGUACCGGCGCAUUCAGGAGGUUCAGCAGUUUAGUCGACACCGUCCACCGUGUAUCCCCUUCGACCCGACAUCGCUCAAAUGCACCAAAAUCAACCGCCAAGUCAACAGUCAACCGCCGUCUGCGUAGCUGCGUUCGUCCAUCAAACCCUCGUGCCCGGCCUGCCCGGCGUGUUAUGACAGCUGAGCGCGUGUGCGCCAACCCUGUCGCCUAGCGUUCGGUAUCAACGGAAAUAGCAAGAAAAAAACAAAGAAUUGGAGAGUCUAAAGCUCAGAGAAAAGUUGCCGGCAAACAGACGGGAUGGAAAAGCUGAGGGCCGCCAAAAAGGUCGCCCCGGACGGGGGCUGGGGUUGGAUGGCAACGUUCGGCGUGAGCAUGGUGAACCUGGCAACGCGCUCGAUCGAGCCGUCGUUCGGGCUGCUGUUCGGUGAUCUGCUGAAGGACAUGCAGGUCGGCACGACCGGUGCCGCCAUCAUCAUCAGCAUGCUCGACGUGAUGAUGAACUUUUCCGGCCUGUUCGUGGGGCCGCUGCUGAAGGAGUUCUCCUACCGGAAGGUGGCCGUCGCCGGCUCGCUGCUGUGCUGCAUCGGGCUUGCCCUGACGUCACCCGCCACCAGCAUGGCGCACAUCCUGGCCACGUACAGCGUGAUCAAUGGUGUGGGCGUUGGGCUGGCAACGUCGGCCGCGUUCGUAGCACUGAACCAUUACUUUGCGAAAAAGCGGGGCCAAGCGGUUGGCCUCUCGAUGGCGGGCACGGCGCUCGGCAUGCUGAUCAUGCCGCAGCUCGUCCGCAUCCUGCUCGAACUGUACGGGUUCCGCGGUGCGGUGCUGGUGCUGAGCGGGCUGGCCCUACACGCGACCGUCGGCGCGAUGCUGCUACAGCCGAUCAAGUGGCACCUGAAGGAGGAGGAGGUAGACAUCGAGCUGGUCGAGGCGGCGCCCCCGAUGGGCAUCAUACUCGAGCAGGAGGACGACGAUAACGAUUCGCUGCCGGAGAUCAAAUCGCUGCUGUUUCCGCGCCGCGUCGGCAGCGAACGGAAGCAGUCGGAUACCGGAGCGGCGGUGACAGCGGGUGGUGGCGGUGGAGUGGCUGCUGUGGCCGGUGGCGCGCCAGCGAACGGUACCGGUCCGGGCACACCGGGCGUUCUGCCCAAGCGGCCCACCUUUCCCCGCAUCACGUCGUCGGUCAGCGUGCAGAACCAGGGUGGGGUGGGGAUGCGCACGCGGCCAUCCUUCCCGCGGAUUGCGUCCACCGCCAGCAUGAGCCUGGCGCUGCGGAAGCGGCGCGAGUCGGUCGUGUCGCAGCUGUCCACGCUUGACUUUACCGGCAGCGGCAGUUGCAUGCACGUGCACGUGGAUACCGGUGACGCCGACGCCGAGGACGUCGACUACCAGAUCAUACGGCGCGUCAACACGCACGUCGGCUCGUUCGCUCGCGUGCCGUCCCGCACCAAGCGGCUGGAAACGGUCAAGUCGGAGCUCGGGCUGGAGAUGGUAAAGCCGAAGGUGUCCUUCCUGCAGCGCUUCACCGCACUGAUGGACGUCGGGCUGCUGCGCGACGGCAUCUACCUGAACAUCCUGUUCGGCCUGUCCAUCUUCUAUGUCGCGGAGAUGAACUUCAAGAUGGUGACGCCGUUCUUCAUGGCCAGCCUCGGGUUCGACAAGAGCGACACCGCGUUCGUGCUGUCCGUGUCGGCGCUGACCGACAUUGCGGCCCGUAUCAUCGUGCCGCCGAUAGGCGAUCGGUUGAAGCUGCGCAAACGCUACAUCUUCAUGGUGUCGCUCGUGUUCGUCGCGAUCAGCCGGUCGAUUGUUGCCCACCAGCGCACGUACACGGACGUGAUGAUCUGGCUGUCGGUGACCGGGUUCUUCCGCGGUGUCGCCCUCGCCAACUUUACGCUGUGCGUGUCGGAGUACUCGUCGCUCGAGAAGCUGCCGGCCGCGUUCGGCUGGCACAUGGUCGGCAAGGCGCUGUUUGUGAUCGCGUUCGGGCCCCUGAUCGGUGCGAUCCGCGACUGGACGGACAGCUACGCGAUCUGCAUCCACUCGCAGUCGUUCUGCAUCUUUCUGUGCGUGGCCGCCUGGUCGAUCGAGCUGCUGGUGAAGCGCUGCCGCACGAAGAAAAUCGUCGAAGCGAACCCGACCGUAUAGAGCGCGCGUGCGGAUGUAAGCGGAGAGUGUGUGAGUGAGUGUAUGUGUGUGUGUGUGUGUGUUGAAUGAAUGCGUGCGAGUGUAAUAAUGUAAUUAGCAAUAGUGUUUGGCGCAAGUGUGCCGGUCAUCGUUUGAUCGUAUCUUAAUUCCGAAGACUGCGAUACUAGGGUACGCUAUAUAGCUGAGUAGGAUGAAAAUUAGUAGCAAAAUACAACCGAGUAAGGGCCUUGGCACGGACGGAUUUAAUAAUGACCGAAGGGGCGGAAUCCAAAGUUUCUACCGAAAACCUCUUACCAGCGGACAAAGGUACUAGCGAGUACUUACAGAGCGCGUUUUAACGACAGAGGGGAGGAGGGGAGAACAAAAAAGAAAAGCGUCCAACAGUACAGUAUUAGGCGCAGACACGUGUUUGUUUUAGCGAGUAAGCAGCAAGCAGACCAACCACACAGCCUCGAAAAGGGUGAUUUUAUUGUAAGUUGCAUGCACGGGACGGACAUCAAACUAGAGCCGUUUUCCGAUCGAGCAAAGCGAUCGUACAUUGCCGGUGAGGUUUCAAAAAAGAAAGGAAAGAGGAAGCUUCAAAUACAAACUGGUCGAAUAGAAGGAAAAGCGGAACAGGGCAGUGGCCUUGAUAUGUCAUCUCUUUUUUUUCGAAACCCCGGCCUACCUGGUGCAAUUGCCAAUCGUAUUUAGGAAAUAAAGCAAACCACCUCUAGCAGUAGUGGCAGAAGACUUGA
This is a messenger RNA of Anopheles arabiensis, 3766 nucleotides long. RefSeq lists its product as uncharacterized. Bases 1179 to 3029 code for a protein of 616 amino acids. The record is from RefSeq and is a predicted model, not a curated record. Gene Ontology annotation, biological process: monocarboxylic acid transport; transmembrane transport. The transcript has 7 exons. NCBI's taxonomy places the organism in Eukaryota, Metazoa, Arthropoda, Insecta, Diptera, Culicidae. Gene Ontology annotation, molecular function: monocarboxylic acid transmembrane transporter activity.